Messenger RNA from Phragmites australis (common reed), 1479 nucleotides. RefSeq lists its product as uncharacterized. Lineage: Eukaryota; Viridiplantae; Streptophyta; Magnoliopsida; Poales; Poaceae. The record is from RefSeq and is a predicted model, not a curated record. The coding region runs from base 124 to 1272 and encodes 382 amino acids. The transcript has 6 exons.
CUUUCGCCUCUCCUUCUUCUUCCCUUCAACGACGCCAAACAAAACCGACGCGCUCCUCUUCCCUCCCACCCAUCGCCCCCGCGUCCUCCUCGGUCUGCAGGCGCAAACCCUAACCCUGCCCGCAUGGGCGCCGUCACCUCGACGGUUGCGGCCCGCUUCGCCUUCUUCCCGCCGAGCCCGCCGUCGUACGGGGUGCAGCCGCCCCCUGCUGCCGCCGCGGGGGCGGGGGCGGAGGAGGGGCAGAAGGGUGGCGACGGGGCGGUGGUGGAGCUCACGGGCGUGCCGGGGAGGGGCAAUGUGGAGGCGCGGCGGCUGCGGACGAAGCGGGGCACGGAGGUGGUCGCGAUGUACGUGCGGCAGACCGGGGCCAGGCUCGCGCUGCUCUACUCCCACGGCAACGCGGCCGACCUGGGCCAGAUGUACGAGCUCUUCGUCGAGCUCAGCGCGCACCUCAACGUCAACCUCAUGGGCUAUGACUAUUCUGGUUACGGGCAAUCUUCCGGGAAGCCUAGUGAGCAAAACACUUAUGCUGAUAUAGAAGCUGUUUACAGAUGUCUCAUAGAAACCUAUGGAUCUUCGGAGGAAAAUAUCAUUCUUUAUGGUCAAUCAGUGGGCAGUGGUCCUACUUUGGAUUUAGCCUCCCGCUUACCUCGUUUGAGAGCAGUUGUUGUACAUAGCCCAAUUUUGUCUGGCUUAAGAGUGAUGUAUCCUGUAAAACAUACAUACUGGUUCGACAUAUACAAGAACAUCGACAAAAUUCCAUUAGUCAGGUGUCCCGUGCUAGUGAUACAUGGUACAGCUGAUGAGGUUGUUGACUGUUCCCACGGGAGGGCAUUGUGGGAACUUGCUAAAGUGAAGUUUGAGCCGCUAUGGAUCAAAGAAGGAAAUCACUGUAAUUUGGAACUCUACCCAGAAUAUAUUAAGCAUCUGAAAAAGUUUGUUGGAGCCAUAGAGAAAUCGCCCAGUCCAUCAGAUCGUACUCCAACAGAAUCUGAAUAUACAGAGGAUUCAAGGAAAAGCACAGACUGCAGGGAAAAAACAAGGCCAAGCAUAGAUCACAGGCAUAGUACAGAUCGGCGGGAUAAACCAAGGGGCAGUACAGAUAGGAGGGACAAAAGCAGAAAGAGUGUGGACCAUCCUGAGAAACCGCGGGCUAGUGUUGAUCAAUCUGAUAGGCCAAGGAAAAGCAUUGACCGCUUUGGAGGGAUGAUGAAGUCCGUCAAGUUGUGCAAUAUCGACUGUUUCAAAGUGACAGCAACUUCUGGGAGCUGAAAAUACCUAAAAGGUUAGUGUUGGGACCCUUUGUGUAACUUAUUCAAUUGGGUGAUUGGUUUGGCUGUAGGAGGUGUAUUUCAUACAAUGGGGGCUUGUAUUGUUUCCGUUGAAUUGUUCUCUUAAGAUGAAAUAAUAAUUUGUUCAUAAGAGAUGUGCCCUGGAAAGAAGUAAGCCCUCUGUGGGCAAGGAAGCCUUUAUGUUGUC